This is a messenger RNA of Salvelinus fontinalis (brook trout), 1495 nucleotides long. Its product is annotated as cytochrome c1, heme protein, mitochondrial-like. Gene Ontology annotation, biological process: mitochondrial electron transport, ubiquinol to cytochrome c. The record is from RefSeq and is a predicted model, not a curated record. NCBI's taxonomy places the organism in Eukaryota, Metazoa, Chordata, Actinopteri, Salmoniformes, Salmonidae. The coding region runs from base 97 to 1020 and encodes 307 amino acids. Gene Ontology annotation, molecular function: heme binding; electron transfer activity. The transcript has 7 exons.
UGCUCAGUCGGAAUCAACGCGCUGUCUGACGUAAUUGUGGCUGGCUUCACAUAGGUUGGUGUUCCGCUGUCUUUCAAGGCAGGAAAAGACAGGAAGAUGGCGGCGCUACGAGUGGUCGUGCUAUCGGGGACUGGAAGAGCCCUACUAUGCACGCCAAAAACGAUCAAGGCCCCUCGGGUCAACAUGUCAUUUGCCAGUCUACCCAGGUCAAAGAAGGUGGCCCUGACAGCGUUUGGUGUGUUGACAACCAGUGGGGCCGGGCUUGCUCUGAUGCUACAGCAGUCUGUUAAGGCCUCAGACCUGGAGCUCCACCCCCCCAACUACCCCUGGACCCACAACGGCAUGUUGUCAGCCCUUGACCACGGCAGCAUCCGUCGUGGGUAUCAGGUGUACAAGCAAGUGUGUUCAGCGUGUCACAGCAUGGAGUACCUGGCCUUCCGUAACUUGGUUGGAGUGUCGCACACAGAGGCUGAAGUUAAGGUUUUGGCUGAGGAGAUUGAGGUGGUGGAUGGCCCUGAUGAGUCGGGAGAGAUGUUUACCCGUCCAGGAAAGCUCUCCGACUACUUCCCCAAGCCAUACUCCAACCCAGAGGCUGCCCGUGCGGCCAACGGCGGAGCCUUGCCACCAGAUCUCAGCUACAUCGUCAGUGCCAGACAUGGAGGUGAAGACUAUGUGUUCUCCCUGCUGACGGGUUACUGUGAGCCCCCUGCUGGAGUGGAGGUGAGAGAGGGCCUCUACUACAACCCCUACUUCCCAGGCCAGGCCAUCGGCAUGGCUCCCCCUAUCUACAAUGAGGUCCUGGAAUUCGAGGACGGAACCCCAGCCACCAUGAGCCAGGUGGCCAAGGACGUGUGCACCUUCCUCCGGUGGGCAGCCGAGCCUGAGCACGACCAGCGCAAACGCAUGGGCCUGAAGCUGCUCAUGGGUUCCGCCAUCUUGGUCCCUCUGGUCUAUUACAUGAAGAGGCACAGAUGGUCUGUGCUGAAGAGCAGGAAGAUUGCUUACAGGCCCCCCAAGUAAAGACCUGGACAGCUGCAUUCUGCCUGCACAUGUGGCUGCUCGGCUCGAACUCUGACCCCUCUGAUUUGCAGUUGUCCAUCUUUAAAAAAAAUAAAAUAAACACAUGCAUUUAAGAUACGGUUGCCCUUAUUCACUUGACGGGGGUCUUCUCAAAACAAGUUCUUCUCUGCCAACAGGGAAGGAUGUAAACACAACCUCUAAACUUGUUUUGUACUGUAAUCGAACGAAACGUGUCCAGGUUGUGGUCUAGUGUUUCCCAACUCCAGUAACUCCAACGGCACACAUUUUUUUGGGGGGGGGAACACUUGUAUAGGGGUUAACUAGUUCUUUUGAGGGGAUUCUCAACCGGAGUCAUUGUAUGUUCCUGCAACCUUCUUGUGCUGUUGUGAAUAUGUCACGUUAUAGGUUCUCUACACUUUGGUGUGUAAAUAUUUAAUAAACACUGGUGUACCGAAUAAACCAUGUUUUAAUCCGA